This is a messenger RNA of Lithohypha guttulata, 1257 nucleotides long. RefSeq lists its product as uncharacterized. NCBI's taxonomy places the organism in Eukaryota, Fungi, Ascomycota, Eurotiomycetes, Chaetothyriales, Trichomeriaceae. The coding region runs from base 1 to 1257 and encodes 418 amino acids. Gene Ontology annotation, cellular component: endoplasmic reticulum. Gene Ontology annotation, biological process: protein transport to vacuole involved in ubiquitin-dependent protein catabolic process via the multivesicular body sorting pathway. The transcript has a single exon. The record is from RefSeq and is a predicted model, not a curated record.
AUGUCCAAGUUCCUCUCGAAGCUGACAGGCGAGAAGGAGCAACGCUCUGAUCUUGCGCCUGGGCAAACAUCCUUCUCCUCCAACAACCCAUACAGCUACACUCAGUCUCAACCUCCAGCCUACCAACCACCUCCAGGUCCGCCACCAGGCUACGGAACCUCGUCUGCCAUACACCCAACGCCGGAGAAGAACGACAAUCCUCCACCAUAUCACGACUGGACAUCGAUACCAGAUACAGCACUACUACCGCCACCUCCACCCAUCACAAGUGAACACAGUUCGACUUCAAAUGCCUCGUACGAUGAAGCGGCAGCGGCUCACGCUUGGUGUGCACGGAAUCACGUCUACACACCCAAAAUACCCAAUGUAUAUCUGAUAGAAGCUGUACAAGCAGGAAGGCACGAUCUCGACAGACCACCAGGCUUCAACGGCACAAUAGACAAAGCCAUUCUCACCUCAUCGCCAGCCUCAUUCGGCACCAAUGCCUACGGCACGGUACCAAGCACAGUACUCCGUGUCACCUUUGCAUCUGCAAACACCACAACCACUAAUCACCCUCAACAAAAAUCCUCACUAUCUCGCUUCCUUAAACAUCCCGCACACCAACUCGCUUCCUCCACCUCCUCUUCCAUCCCAGCCGACCAAACCCUCACCACCCUCCUCCCCCUCUACUUCGCCGCAACAUCCAACCCCCUCUCACCGCACUUCGCCACCACAAAACCCCACCCCUUCACCAUAUUCUUCGAAAUCACCCCUUUAGCAUUUCACUCCCCCGACGCAUCAGUGGCAAUAGGCUACGUCGCAAAACCCUACCCACCAGGCCGACAACCGGGCUGGCACCGCGCAAGUCUAGCUGUGCAUUCUGACGACGGGAAUCGGUACGUGAAUGAUUCUUGGGGUGGGAGGUCGUUUACACAGCCUCUGAGAGUUGGGGAGAGGAUCGGGUUGGCUGUGCAGUUUGAGCCUAUUCCUGUUGUGGAGGGGGAGAAAAAGGAUAGGAGAGGAGUGUUACAGAGUGAGCAGGAAGUACAUAGUCCUCUCCCGAAAUGUAAGACAAGAGUGUAUUUUACGAGGAAUGGAGCGGUAGAGGGGAGUUGGGAGAUGGAUGAGGAGAGGGAUGCGGAACGGGACGAGGGUGUGGCUGGAUUGCAAGGGGAGAGUGAUUUGUAUGCUGCGGUGGGGAUGUUUGGUAAUUUUGAUGUUGAGAUUAGGUUCUUUGCUCAGGGGGAGGGAUUUAUUGCGCGGCCGUCGAUAUAA